Chilo suppressalis (striped riceborer) is the source of this 1992-nucleotide messenger RNA. The record is from the annotation of a GenBank genome assembly. NCBI's taxonomy places the organism in Eukaryota, Metazoa, Arthropoda, Insecta, Lepidoptera, Crambidae.
AUGUUAACAGAAAUAUUGCUUUACCUCUUAAUCCCAAACUUGUCGCGCCCUCAACUGAACAGGGAUCUCCGUUUGGUCAACGAUCAAGUAAAAGAAGUCCAGGAUAUACAACCGCUUCUUUCGCAUCUUGAAUCACGGAAUGACAGAAAAGAUUUAGUAAUUCCCAAUGACUUAAAAGAAAUUUAUAACCAACCUUCUAAAAAUUAUAAUUUUUAUGACGAAAAAAUGGUAAUGAAAGAAACUCACAAGAUUCCUUAUAAAGAAGAUGACUUUAAAUUUUCUACUGAAGUCAGUGAUGUAUGGCAAGAUACAACAACCAUCACACAAGAGCUAACUUCUACACAAACAGAGAAGAAUAAUAUAAUAUUUACCGAAAAUCUUUCUUCAAAAAUUAAUGAAAAUACCACUGAAGAUAUAUGUACAUAUUUGAAGAAAACGAAGUGCAAUGAGAAUAAUGGAUUAAUUUAUACAACGAUAUUAUCCCAAUCGUUAAAAUCAUUCAACACGUUUCUAGUUUGUUGUAUUUUAUCAUUACCAUUACAAACCAAAUAUGAUAUUGUUCCCACGUUUGCGGGCAGAAGACGAUUUAGGAGAUCAAAUAAGGAAGUGACACCUUUGAGCCAGAGAGAAUUUCUGAUUAGAAACAAAUUUGGGGUUCAAAAUUCACAGCCCAUAGCAUCCGUUCCAAAAAUAGUAACUGCAGGUUAUGACUCCGCUGAUCCCUAUUGGAACGUCAAAAACUCUUAUUUCAAAGGUACCAGUAAACAAGAUGGCAUUAAACAAGAUUACUCUCCAGAUUAUGUUGAAGAUUACGUAGUUGAAUUGCCUAGACCUGGGCUGGUUGGGUUAUAUUCGGAUUACGAAAAGUUACCUCCAAGUUGGAUAAAUAUGAAAGAUAAUCCAAAUCCACCUUAUGACAUCAAUGAUGAUUACAGUGAAGAAGAUGUAACCUCUUUUGGAUAUUCUACAAUUGAUCCCAGAAGAGUAUUGCUGUCUAAAUCUCAAAAAAGGAGAAGACCCACUAAAAUUACAACAGAACUACCAGAAGAAGAGACAACGCUUGAUGUAGAAAGCCAAAAAGUAAAUUUCCAAUCGAACCCUAAUUUUCAUGUGUUACAAGGAUUUAAGCUCUUAAACUUGGGGCGGCCUAAAAACAAAUUUUACAUGAAGAAUUCGAAGAGAAGCACGACCAAGUCAAGUGUAGAAAACGACAGCAAUGAAAGUUUAGAUAAUAAAAGUCCAGAUGGAGAACAAGUUUACAGGCGUUGCGGCAAAACAUCGAUGAACCAACAUAAGAAAGAAGAAAUUGGAGAAAAUGAACUGAGUGAAGCGGAAAGUGGCUCAUAUCCUUUUUUGGCUAUAAUAGUACCAUCAAGAAGACCACAAAACGUUUUAUGCUACGCGACGAUCGUCCAUCCCCGAAUGGCAAUCACGGCUGGAGACUGCGUUACUGAGUACACUAUCACGACGUCUGAUAAAGAUAUUUUAGUUAUAGUCACCGGCUUGACUGAUAUUAAGGAGCGAUCAGAAACACAAAACCGUUUAGUAACCAUUCAUUUACACCCUCAAUGGAGACGUGCGAUUUUGGCUCACAAUCUUGCUAUUCUGCACUGGAACAGCCCUCUCCAAUUUAAUGUGAAAGUGCAACCAGCAUGCCUUUCGAGUGCUCGUGAUACAGAGGACUGUAAGUUUUAUGGUUGGAGCGGAUUCGAUCAAGCUGUGCGUCAACGCGUUUGGUGGCAGAAAACAUCACUGAUAUCUUCCCAAGAUUGCACCAAUCAGUUCUCCAAGCCGAUGUCGCUGCCAAGCGACGCAUUCUGCGCCACCGUUCAAUCACGGGGUACCGUGACAGGAAUUGGUGGCUCGUUAAUAUGCAACAUAGAAGGGCGCGCCACUGCUGUGGGGGUCGCCGUUUACAGAGACAAUGCGAUCGUGCUCAUUCCAGCACACGACUGGCUUCUCCGGGCGAUGCAAGAUUUAAAUAUUAACUGA